Ceratotherium simum simum (southern white rhinoceros) is the source of this 984-nucleotide messenger RNA. It is a transcript of the gene PTRH1, whose product is annotated as peptidyl-tRNA hydrolase 1 homolog. Gene Ontology annotation, molecular function: peptidyl-tRNA hydrolase activity. The record is from RefSeq and is a predicted model, not a curated record. NCBI's taxonomy places the organism in Eukaryota, Metazoa, Chordata, Mammalia, Perissodactyla, Rhinocerotidae.
GGUGACGUCAGGGGGCGGGAUGCGGGUGGUGAAUGGGGGCAGCAUGCCGCCGCCCGGCCUCUUGCGCGCGGGCCUGCGGCUGAGUCGGGCCAUGAGCCGGUGCGUUUUGGAACCCCGGCCCCCGGGGAAGCGGUGGCUGGUGGCCGGCCUGGGGAACCCUGGAAUGCCCCGCACGCGGCACAGCGUGGGCAUGGCUGUGCUGGGGCAGCUGGCGCGGCGGCUGGGUGUGGAGGAGAGCUGGGCGCGCGACCGGCGCUGCGCCGCCGACCUCGCCCUGGCCUCGCUGGGGGAUGCCCAGCUGGUCCUGCUCCGGCCGCGGCGGCUCAUGAACGCCAACGGGCGCAGCGUGGCCCGGGCCGCGGAGCUGUUCGGGCUGACUGCCGAGGAGGUCUACCUGGUGCAUGAUGAGCUGGACAAGCCCCUGGGGAAACUGGCUCUGAAGCUGGGGGGCAGCGCCAGGGGCCACAAUGGAGUCCGUUCCUGCAUUAGCUGCCUCAACUCCAACGCAAUGCCGCGGCUAAGGGUGGGCAUCGGGCGCCCGAUGCACCCGGACGCAGUGCAGGCCCACGUGCUGGGCUGCUUCUCGCCCGCUGAGCAGGAGCUGCUGCCUCCAUUGCUGGAGCGCGCCACCGACCUGCUCCUGGACCACAUCCGGGAGCGCAGCCGGGGGCCCUCGUCGGGCCCCUGACACCAGUGGACACAGCUGCCUGCCUGCCUGCUGUGCCCACACCCAGCCACAUCCACAGAGGUCCACGCCAACCUGUGGUAUCCACUUUUUAUAUAACUCUUCUCUGGGCUGCUCCAGGCCGCCUACGGAUUAAAGGAGGGACUGUGGCCAGAAUGGUCCAUUUCUGGGAUGGGGGCUGGUCUUCUCUCUGUGGCUUACUUGGAAGGUAGGGAAACUUUGGGAAGACUAAACUUUUUGAACUUUUUUUGAGAACCAGAGGUGUGGAUCUGUAAGAUUAAAGAUGCCGGCUUGAAAGC